Molecule: messenger RNA, 2039 nt
Organism: Myotis daubentonii (Daubenton's bat)
Lineage: Eukaryota; Metazoa; Chordata; Mammalia; Chiroptera; Vespertilionidae
Gene: MROH8
Product: maestro heat like repeat family member 8
Cellular component (GO): cytoplasm
Source: RefSeq, a predicted model, not a curated record
AUGGAGAAUCAAACUGCAGAACAGGGAGUAGCUAUUACUGUGAUUGGUUGGAUGUGGGAAGUGAAUAAAGGAGAAAAAAAAAUCAGCCAAACUGAAAUUGAAGCUCUUUGUCUCAAUCCCCAGAUUCCUGAGAAGGAGAGUCUAAUUGACCUUGGUGUCUACUCCUGGAGAAAUGAGCUGUUGUUAGUGGGACAGAAUGACAUUCUGGUGGAGGAGGAGCCCCUGCAUUCUCUCUUCAGUCCUGUGCGCCAGGAGGUCUUUGUCACCAUCACUGACCUCAGUUACCAAGAUGUCCAUUUGCUGUUUGGCUCUGAAGAUCGAGUUGACUUGUUUAGCCUUAUCACCAAAAGUAUAAUCACUCUGCCCUCUGAAAAGACCCUUACCCAGCUGCAGCAAAUCAAACCAAGUGGGUCCUGCAAAUCAGAGUGUCUCUACAGGCAGACGUUUCAGGUAUUCUCUGAGAUGCUCCAGAGUUUGGUGGUAAAAGACCCACAUUUGGAAAAUUUUGACAUCAUUUUGAAGCACAUGGACCCAUGGUUACAAUCAAUUAAAGACCAUGAGCGGGAAAGAGCUGCAGCCAGCAUUGCUCAAGUUCUAAAGUGCUUAUGCAUGCAUCUCAACUUGAAGCUUCCACUGCGAUUCCAAAGACUUGGACACCUAAUGGCUCUAAUGGUUCUACUGUGUGGAGACCCACUGAAAGAGGUGGCUGAGGAGGCUGCAGAGGGCACGCACUAUCUGCUGCACAUCACCUUGCGGCUGAAGUAUAUCACUGAGGACAAGAAAAAUCGCCCAAUCUUGAGAGGAGCAAUGAAAAACUGUCAAGAACUCCUAGAAUUCUACAGUAUUAAACAGUUCUACACGUGUCCCUUCGAAAUUGCCAAGAUCUUCGAAGUUUUUCUCGAUUCAAAUGAGCUCUGCCAGUUUGUACUGACUAUAUUGGAUGGCCUAAAAAAUCUGGAACAUUCCUGUACCCAGCAAUUAGCCGGAGAAUUGCUGAUGUCAUUGGUAGAAAAUGUGGAGUUCCGAUUUGAGAAGGUACCAGAGAUUGUGGGAGUUAUCUGUGCCCAGCUAUCCAUGAUCAGUCAGCCUAGUGUCCGCCAACAAGUCAUAACUAUCGUGAGUUUGCUUAUCUCCAGGCCCAAGUACACAGAUAUAGUGAUCAGCUACCUUCUGUAUCAUCCCGUACCAUAUGACAGAAAUCUGGCUGAGAUGUGGAGAACCCUGAAGAUGGAGGUGCCCAGCACAACAGGGAUCCUGUCGAGGCUCCUGAGGAAGCUGCAGACAUGCCAUAAUGAGCCCACCCAGGAGAAGAUGGCCUAUGUGGCUGUUGCUGCAACAGAUGCCCUUUAUGAGGUGUUUAUGGGAAACGAGCUCCAAGAAGCUAUGUUCCAACUCUUUCCUCAGCUUCUCAUGACACUGCUCAUCCAGAUUCACCACAGCAUCGACCUCACCAUGUCUGAAGUCGCCAUCCCACCUGGCCUGUACACAGAACAAGAAAUGUCUUCAAAGGUUACUCCUUUGUGCUUUGCCAUACAGGCUACAAAGACUCUCCUCCUCAGAACAUUGUGCUUGCAGGAAUUCAACAUCAUGGAAAAGAAUGAAGGAUGGACCCUCCUGGCAGGAAAAGAUUGCCACCUUCAGGGAGUAUCUCUCCUUGCCAAUGCAUUGCUGAAAAGAAAUCACGUCCUUGCACAUAAGAUCUUGUACUUGUUAGUCCCUCUUCUUAACCGAGGGAAUGCUAAACAUAAACUCACAUCUGCAGGCUUUUUUGUGGAGCUUCUCCAGAGUCCAGUGGCUAGGAGACUGCCCAGCAUAUACUCUAUUGCCCGCUUGAAAGACUGGCUACAUCAUGGAAAUAAUAUGUUUAAAAUUCUCGCCCUGACGGGACUGUACUACAUUAUCAGACACCAGAAGAUGGUAGGAGGGGCCCCCAGACUACAGAUUCACAAGUCACGAAUAAAACAUACCCCAAAAAGACACACAAGAAACUGAUAAUAGCUGAGGCUGAAAAUUGGGUGGUCUGGGCACAUGGUGAGUGG